This is a messenger RNA of Coniophora puteana RWD-64-598 SS2, 1597 nucleotides long. RefSeq lists its product as uncharacterized. Bases 504 to 1268 code for a protein of 254 amino acids. The record is from RefSeq and is a predicted model, not a curated record. NCBI's taxonomy places the organism in Eukaryota, Fungi, Basidiomycota, Agaricomycetes, Boletales, Coniophoraceae. The transcript has 2 exons.
CCUUGGUGGUCUAGCUAGCAGUAGUAUAACCUUCAUCCUCAACGCUAGUGAACACUGGCGACGACGAGGAAAGGCCUAGGAGGAGGAGUAACAGUGCUUGUAUGCGCUAAUUCGGGCGCAAGGCCACAGCGUGAGAACAUCGCGCUCAUGUCGGUAAGGACAGGCUCUGUCGUUUUUCCUCCUUCAUCCCCACCAUUUCUCUUGUCGCCCUCGUCUCGCUCUGCUCUUCUGUAACAUCAACGAAACAACCACUCGCUUUUCUUAUACUUCACUUUUGCUUUUCCGCCUAAUACCGACUCCUCCACCCCCGUCGUUGCCCCCGGCUCGUGCUCUCUAGCUCCUAAGUACACGUUUCGCUCGGCAAACGCACUCCAUAACCUGUCCAUCCACACACCUCGCCUCCUCCCCCCAUUUAAUUAGGACCAGUUCUUGCAGUACACCGCCUUGCUUUACCUUCUUGUCUCCUCUAUCGACCGUUAUCACCCCUGAACGUUUGAACAAAGAUGGCUGCUGCAUCUACUUCGGGUCUUUCCGCGUCAGUUACGCGCAUCCUCGCGCUGACUGGAUUCUCCAAGGACCUCAAGACCAAAGAUUUCCACACCGCCUUCUCGGAAUGGGAGAAUGUUAACGGAGGCUACAAGAUCAAAUGGAGGGAUGACACCAGUCUUUUGAUCGUUUUCCAGGAUGCUUCUGCUGCCAAGAGAGCCUAUCUCAAUGCACUGGCUUUUCCUCCUUCCAUUCUCACCGACACGCCCGGUGCUACCAUCAAGCCGUAUGAUGGUCCUGAUGCUCAGGUGGUCAUUCAAACAGUCAAUACCCGUGGCCAGCACGCGAGCAACCCUUCCCGCGGACACAACAUACGCGCAGCCUCCAUUUCGGUUUUUCCCAGCCGUAGCAGCAACAACAGCCAGAACGGCAGUUCCUUUCGGAACGGAGCGCAGAGCGGACCACUGAACGGCACCAUCUCGGAGCACUCGCCGCGCAUGAACGGGAAUGGGAACAAUGGGCGCGAGCAUUCGCCUACGCUGCCCACCUUGCCUUCGCACCCCUCGCUGAACGACCUCAUCAACUCUGUGGUCUCAUCGGAUGACCCUGCAAUCGUUCAUGCGGAGGGACCUCCGAAGAUCGGUGACCCGGGGAAACGCAUGCUGGGAGCGGCGUUGGGUGUCAGACACCCGGGCCUGGGUCCGCGCGCGGUACAUGGCGGUAGCCCUGGGAGCCAGAACGAUCUGCACCGUGCUAUGGGUGGACUGACCGUUGCUGAGUAAGCGGAGUUUGGGGAUGGGCCAAACGUGUGUUUUUUCUUUCCUGUGGAAGAGGUUUAUUUCCGAAGUUUUUUUUUUGAUGCGAGGGGUCCACCGUGACCUUGAUGUUUUCCGAGCGUGUUUGAUUCGAGGCGCUUUCUUCCACCGGUUCGUCGUCUAUGUGCUUUUAGCCCCAUCGUCCUCAUGUCGCAUGAUGUCGUCCCUCUUUUUUAUAUACAUAAUACGCCAAUUUGCCUGCAGGCAACUACAUACAUACAUAUGCAUACGCGACGCUGAUGCGAGGAAGAAGGAAAUAAAUGAGCAUAACGCUUGACCGCGUGAAAUUUGAAGCG